Messenger RNA from Trifolium pratense (red clover), 1684 nucleotides. RefSeq names its product protease Do-like 8, chloroplastic. The coding region runs from base 11 to 1477 and encodes 488 amino acids. The record is from RefSeq and is a predicted model, not a curated record. NCBI's taxonomy places the organism in Eukaryota, Viridiplantae, Streptophyta, Magnoliopsida, Fabales, Fabaceae. Gene Ontology annotation, biological process: proteolysis. Gene Ontology annotation, molecular function: serine-type endopeptidase activity; protein binding. The transcript is spliced from 13 exons.
AAAAUUAUACAUGCGUCAAAAUUCCGAGAAUCACAAAACAAUAUCUGACUCAAACUCAAAUAAACAACAUAGCUUCUCUUAUCUCUCUUUCUUUCUUCAGAGAGAGAAAAAGAAAAUGCAAGUAUCAGCAUGCAACUUGUGGUGUAUGUCAAUGCCAACUCAGAGAAGCAGCACUGCUCUAAGUCGCCGUGAGAUUUGCAUAUCUUCUUCUGUUUGCUCCAACUCCCCUAAUGAUGCUCUUUCUCACCAAUCCAUUUCCAUUUCAAGGACUGUUCAAGAUCAAACUCAGGAUUCUGAUGCCAUGCUGAGGAAGAUUGUUGUGUCCCCAACAAGACGUGUGUUAAUGGCGAGUUUGACACUGUUUCCCUAUUUCUGUUCUUCAAGGUACUUGUCAGCCCUAGCCUUGGGAGAUACAUCCGUGACCAUCGAAGAAGUGACACCACCCGUGUUUUCUUCUGGACCACUCUUUCCUGCAGAGGACCGAAUUGUUCAACUCUUUGAAAAUAACACAAACUCUGUUGUUAACAUCUUUGAUGUGACGUUGCGUCCUCAACUUAAUGUGACUGGUGUGGUUGAGAUUCCCGAAGGAAAUGGCUCUGGAGUAGUUUGGGAUGAAGAGGGCCACAUUGUGACAAAUUAUCACGUAAUUGGCAAUGCGCUUUCGAGAAAUCCAAGUCCCGGUCAGGUUGUUGCACGAAUUAAUAUUCUAGCGUCAGAAGGGGUGCAAAAGAAUUUUGAAGGUACCCUCAUUGGAGCUGACCGUUUAAAGGAUCUAGCUGUCUUGAAGGUAGAAGCUCCUAAAGAGAUUUUAAAGCCUAUCAUGGUGGGGGAGUCAGCGUCUCUAAAAGUUGGACAGCAAUGUUUGGCGAUUGGAAAUCCAUUUGGCUUUGAUCACACACUCACAGUUGGGGUUAUUAGUGGACUUAACCGAGAUAUUUUUAGUAAAACCGGUGUAACAAUUGGUGGUGGUAUUCAAACUGACGCGGCCAUAAAUCCUGGAAACAGCGGAGGUCCACUUCUGAAUUCGAAAGGAAGCUUAAUUGGGAUCAAUGCCGCAAUAUUUACUCAGACAGGAACUUCAGCUGGUGUUGGAUUUGCUAUUCCAUCUUCAACCGUACUUAGAAUCGUUCCUCAGUUGAUUCAGUUUGGAAAAGUUGUUAGAGCUGGUUUGAAUGUGGAUAUUGCUCCAGAUUUAAUUGCAAAUCAACUUAACGUUCGAAAUGGAGCUCUUAUUCUAACGGUUCCAAAAAAUAGUCUUGCUGCAAAAGUUGGGCUAAAUCCCACAACAAGGGGAUUUGCUGGUAAUAUAGUCCUUGGAGAUAUCAUCAUUGCAGUUGACAAUAAGCCUGUCAAAAGCAGAGGAGAGUUGUUGAAAGUACUAGAUGAAUAUAAUGUAGGAGAUAAAGUAAUGUUUCUGAUUCAGAGGGGUGAUGAAAAGUUGGAGCUGCCUGUGGUACUUGAGGAACAAAGUUCUUGAGAAGUAUAUAUGCAUCAUCAAGAUAUAUUGUAAAUUAAGAACAAAUGUGUUUUUAUUUGUUCAUUUUAAAGAUGAUGGAAAGGAUUAUAAAUUGAUAAUGACAUGUGACGAUUAGAGAUGUUGAAGGUCAGGAAAACACAAGAAAAUGGAGGUUUAAUUUUGAAUUGUGUUAAAUUAAAAAAUUAAAAUGUAUCUGUUAGGUUGCUA